GUUCGUGAUUGUGUGAGGCUGGGCGUGCGGCGGUAGUGGCGGCGGUGAUGGUGGUGGUGUUAUUGUGGUGUUGAAUUGCCUGAAUCAACCACCACGAACCAUGUGAUCUUCGGCCCAUCAACAUAUCUUCAUCCACUGGACAUUCGCCUCGGCCAUGAACGGAGAGCGUGACCACGAGGUGAACAGCGUGGAGGAGCGGGUCAGCCUCACUCUGGACUCACUAACCCAGGACGAAGACCCUCCCGUGAAUGGGCGGCACGCGAGUCCAAGCCGUCAAGGAGUCGUUCGAUAUGGGUCUGAUGGCUUCGUUGUAGACGCCCAUAAGAGCACCAUUAUCCUGGACGCCCCGAUGUCAGUUCUUUGCGAUAAACGGACGAGGAUGAAUGGCGUGCACGGGAAAGCGUCUGAAAUCGAAGCCGCCGCCGAAGCAGUAAAAAAAUCGCGCGGACUUCGAAUAGCGUGCCAACCCGCGGAGAAAGUGAACAUUUAUGAGACGGAGGAGCUUCUGCGACACGAGGCCUUCAGGUACUACACUGCCGGGGGUGUGAGCCUUGUGGUACACCCUGAGAGCGGUGUCCAUGACGGCACGUGGAAGCCCUCGCAUAUUGACUCCGCCAGCGUCGACUUCCUCACUUCCCAAGCGGGAGACUACAUAUGGAUCGAGCCAGUAUCAAGGAGGGAGUUCGAUGUCGCGAUCGGGGCGCGGGUGGUGAGUGCAGAGGGCCGCCGCAUCCAGGUGCAAGACGACGACUCCCAGGAACAAUGGCUCACCCCGGAGCGGAGGAUCAAGGCGAUGCACCCCACGUCCGUGCAGGGCGUGGAGGACAUGAUCUCCCUCGGGGACCUCCAUGAAGCCGGCAUCCUCAGGAACCUCCUCAUCCGAUACAAUGAAAACCUCAUAUAUACCUACACCGGCUCCAUCCUGGUGGCCGUCAACCCCUACCAGAUCCUGCCCAUCUACACCGUGGACCAGAUCAAGCUGUACCGCGGCAAGAAGAUCGGAGAGCUGCCCCCACACAUCUUUGCCAUCGGUGACUCCUGCUACAACAACAUGAAGCGCUUCCGGCAAGACCAGUGCAUUGUGAUCAGUGGUGAGUCCGGUGCAGGGAAAACAGAGAGCACAAAGCUGAUCUUGCAGUACCUUGCGGCCAUCUCCGGCAAGCACUCCUGGAUUGAACAACAGAUCCUGGAGGCAAAUCCCAUUUUGGAAGCCUUCGGAAACGCCAAGACCAUCAGGAACGACAACUCUUCUCGCUUCGGCAAGUACAUCGACAUCCACUUUACCAAGGAUGGAGUGAUCGAGGGUGCUUCCAUUGAGCAGUACCUGUUGGAGAAGUCCCGUAUUGUGUCCCAGGGAGCUGACGAGAGGAACUACCACGUCUUCUACUGCAUGCUGGCGGGGAUGACGAGAGAAGAGAGGCAGAAGCUGGACUUGUCAGAUGCCUCCCAGUACAAAUACUUGACAGGAGGUGGAAGCAUAACAUGUGAGGGCAGGGACGACGCCAGGGAGUUUGCAGACAUCCGCUCGGCCAUGAAGGUGUUGAUGUUCAGUGACUCCGAGGUGUGGGAGAUCAUGAAGGUCCUCUCGGCUAUUCUCCACAUGGGCAACGUCAAGUUCAAGGGGACGAUUGUAGACAACCUGGACGCCUCUGAGAUCCCUGACACAACCUCCCUGGCCCGUGCUGCCAAGUUCCUCGCGGUGGAUCCACGCUCGAUGAAGGUUGCUCUCACCACAAGAACUAUUUUUGCACAAGGAGAGACUGUGGUAUCCCAUCUUAGUCACAGCCAAGCCACAGACGUCCGAGAUGCCUUCGUCAAGGGUAUCUAUGGGCGGCUCUUCAUCUGGAUUGUGAGCAAGGUCAACGCCGCCAUUUACAAACCCAAGAGUGGCUCCAGAACCUCCAUUGGGGUUCUGGAUAUCUUUGGCUUUGAAAACUUUAAGACAAACAGCUUUGAACAGUUCUGCAUCAACUACGCCAACGAGAACCUGCAGCAGUUCUUCGUGCAGCACAUCUUCAAGCUGGAACAGGAGGAAUACAACUCCGAGAACAUCAACUGGCAGCACAUUGAGUUCGUCGACAACCAGGACACCCUCGACCUCAUCGCCAUCAAGCAGCUCAACAUCAUGGCUCUCAUCGAUGAGGAAUCUAAGUUCCCCAAAGGCACAGACCAGACCAUGUUGCAGAAGCUUCACAAACAGCAUUCCCACCACAAGCAAUACCUGAAGCCCAAGUCAGACCUGAACGCAUCCUUCGGCAUCAACCACUUCGCUGGGGUCGUCUUCUAUGAUACAAGAGGUUUCCUUGAGAAGAACAGAGAUACCUUCAGUGCGGACUUACUGCAGCUGAUCCACAACACCUCAAAUAAAUUCCUUCAGCACUUGUUCGUUGAGGAUAUAGGCAUGGGAUCUGAGACCAGGAAGAGGGCGCCCACACUGUCUGCCCAGUUCAAGAAGUCACUGGACAUGCUGAUGAAGACUCUCCUGUCAUGUCAACCUUUCUUCAUCCGUUGCAUCAAGCCCAAUGAAUACAAAAAGCCAAUGCUGUUUGACCGUGAGCUGUGCUGCCGCCAACUGAGGUACUCUGGCAUGAUGGAGACUAUAAGGAUCAGGCGAGCGGGCUACCCCAUCCGCCACACAUUCAGGGAGUUCGUGGAGAGGUACAGAUUCCUCAUUAACGGCUGCCCGCCUGCCCACAAGGUGGACUGCAGGGCAGCCACAACCAAGAUCUGCCAGCAAGUGUUGGGUCGAGCAGACUACCAGAUGGGCCACACCAAGGUCUUCCUGAAGGAUGCCCAUGACCUGUUCUUGGAGCAGGAGCGUGACCGAGUCCUCACCAGGAAGAUUACCAUCCUCCAGCGCUGCGUGAGGGGCUGGUACUACCGCAGGAGGUUCCAGAAGAUGAGGGAGAGCGCCAUCAUCAUCCAGAAGCACUACCGCGCCCACGCCCAGAAGAGGCGCUACCAGAACAUGCGGGUCGGCUACAUGAGGCUCCAGGCGCUCAUCCGCUCAAGGGUCGUGUCUCACCGCUUCAAGCACCUCCGAGGACACAUCAUCUCAUUGCAGGCUCGCUGUCGUGGGUACCUGGUGAGGCGAGACUUCCAUAAUAAGAUGUGGGCCGUCACCAAGAUCCAGGCCCAUGUGCGAGGCCUCAUUGCCCGCCGCCAGUACCGCAAGUUGAAGAUGAGGGUGGAGGCGGCGCGGUUGAAGGAGGAGGAGGAGAAGGCACUCAGGCAGCAGAUGGACAAGCGAAAGGCACGAGAGAUUGCUGAAAUGAAGUAUUUGGAACGAUUGGAGGAGAUGGAAAGAGCCGAUGAACUGAGGGCCAGAGAGGAACGAGAGAUGAUUGAGGUGAAGAUGGAGCGCGUGAGAGAGGCCGAGAGACAGAGAGACGAGCCCUUGGAUGACUCUCAGUUGGUGGACGAAAUAUUCCAGUUCCUCCCUCCAGACUCAGCGUCAGAGGCUCAGGCGCCUCCACUACGCUUCCAGGACCUACCGUCAGCCGGAAAAGGGGUGGUUUCCGAGGACGACAUCAUCUCGGCCAUUCCUCGUCCAGCUGGAGAACAGGAUGAAGACUUGUCGGAGUACAAGUUUCAGAAGUACGCCGCCACAUAUUUCCAGGGCAACGUCAACCACCAGUACUCCAGAAAGCAACUCAAGCAGCCUCUUCUGCAGCUUCAGACUCAGGGCGAUCAGCUGGCUGCCAUGGCGCUCUGGAUCACCAUCUUGCGCUUCAUGGGAGACAUGGCUGAGCCCAAGUAUCACAUGAUGGACCGCGACACCACCUCAGUCAUGUCCAAGGUCUCGGCGACUCUUGGGAGAAACUUCAUCAAGAGUAAAGAGUUCCAAGAGGCACAACUCAUGGGCAUGGACCCGGUGAGUACAUCUGAGGUCGUCUAUAUGUCUCAGAAGAACCGCAGCAUCAGGCACAAGCUGGUGUCCCUGACGCUCAAAAGGAAACACAAGCUGGGGGAUGACGUGCGCCGCCGCCUGCAGGAGGAGGAGUACACUGCCGAGAGCUACUCCUCCUGGCUGGACUCAAGGCCGACAUCUAACCUGGAGAAGCUGCACUUUAUCAUUGGCCACGGCAUCCUCAGGGCGGAGCUCAGAGAUGAAAUUUAUUGUCAAAUCUGCAAACAACUCAGCAACAAUCCUUCCAAGUCUUCCCAUGCCCGAGGGUGGAUCCUUCUGUCGCUGUGUGUGGGCUGCUUCGCCCCCUCAGAGGAUUUUGUGAAGUACCUGCUCUCCUUCAUCCGCGAGGGCCCUCCAGGCUAUGCACCGUACUGUGAGGAAAGACUCAAGAGAACCUUUUCAAAUGGCACCAGAAAUCAACCUCCGAGCUGGUUAGAAUUGCAGGCCACCAAAUCCAAGAAGCCGUUAAUGCUGCCCAUCACGUUCAUGGAUGGGAACACCAAAACGUUGUACGCCGACUCCGCCACCACCGCGAGGGAGUUGUGUAACCAACUGUCAGACAAGAUUGGCCUGCGGGAUCAGUUCGGAUUCUCUCUGUACAUCGCCUUGUUUGAUAAGGUGUCAUCGCUUGGCAGUGGCGGCGACCACGUGAUGGACGCCAUCAGCCAGUGUGAGCAGUACGCCAAGGAGCAAGGGGCACAGGAGAGGAACGCCCCAUGGAGGCUGUUCUUCAGGAAGGAAAUAUUUGCUCCUUGGCACGACCCCACGGAAGACCCUGUGGCCACUAAUCUAAUCUACCAACAGGUCGUGCGAGGUGUCAAGUUUGGGGAGUAUCGCUGCGACAAGGAUGAAGAUCUCUCCAUGAUCGCUGCCCAGCAGUAUUACAUUGAGUUUGGGAGUGACAUGAACACUGACAGGCUCUACAACAACUUGACAAGCUACAUACCUGACUACUGUGUAUCUGCAGGGGAUAAAGCCAUUGACCGCUGGUCUGGCCUAGUGGUUACUGCCUACAGGAAAAGUUAUUAUGUGAAGGAGCGAGUCCUGGCUCUCAAGGUGAAGGAAGAUGUCGUCAGUUAUGCCAAGUUCAAAUGGCCGCUUCUGUUCUCCAGAUUUUAUGAGGCUUUCAGGUACUCUGGGCCUAACUUGCCCAAGAAUGACGUGAUCAUUGCUGUGAACUGGACCGGCGUGUAUGUUGUGGAUGACCAGGAGCAGGUGUUGCUGGAGCUGUCCUUCCCAGAGAUUACUACUGUGUCGUGUAACAAAACCCAAAAGGUAUACACCCAGACCUUCACUCUGUCCACUGUCCGAGGGGAGGAGUUCACCUUCCAAAGCCCUAACAGUGAGGACAUCCGGGACUUGGUUGUGUACUUCCUGGAGGGACUCAAGAAACGCUCCAAGUAUGUGAUUGCCCUACAAGACUACAAACCUCCAGGUGACAACGUCAGCUUCCUCACCUUCAAUAAGGGAGACUUGAUUCUUCUGGAGGAAGAUUCUUCGGGAGAAUCUGUGAUGAGUGCUAACUGGUGUGUCGGGCGAUGUGAACGCACUGGCGAGAAGGGCGACUUCCCUGCAGAGACUGUCUAUGUCCUCCCAGCAGUCACAAAGCCUCCAGUGGACAUUCUGGCGCUGUUUACUGCCGAGGGAGCAGAACACGGCCGCAAGCUGUUCACACCACAAGUCAAUGGAGGAGAUUCCCAGGAGAAGCCGUACACACUGGAGGAGUAUGCCCUGGACCACUUCAGGGCGCCUCCAAAGCGUACAGUGUCCAGAGCCAUCACCCUAGCCUCAGCGCGUCGCCCCACAAAUGAUGUCUUGUGGAAGUACUCACGGGAGCCCAUCAAACAGCCGCUCCUGAAAAAGCUGUUGCACAAAGAUGAACUCGCCCAAGAAGCUGUGUACGCCUUCAACGCCAUACUGAAGUACAUGGGAGACUUGCCGUCCAGGAGAGCCAGACAAGGAAAUGAUCUCACGGACCAAAUAUUUGAUGGGCCACUGAAGCAUGAAAUCCUUCGGGACGAGAUCUACUGCCAAAUAAUGAAGCAGCUGACAGACAACAGGAACAGACUGAGUGAGGAGCGAGGGUGGGAGCUGAUGUGGCUGGGAACUGGCCUCUUUGCCUGCUCUCAAAACUUAGUUAAGGAACUGUCCCAAUUCCUGCGCACUAGAAGGCACCCCAUCGCCCAGGACUCCCUGCACAGACUACAGAAGACCCUGAAACACGGGCAGCGUAAAUAUCCUCCACACCAAGUAGAGGUGGAGGCCAUCCACCACAAGACAACACAGAUCUUCCACAAGGUGUACUUCCCAGAUGACACAGACGAAGCCUUUGAGGUUGACUCCUCUACGCGAGCCAAAGACUUCUGCUCCUCCAUAGCCCAUCGCCUCAACCUGAAGAGUUCAGAAGGAUUCUCACUGUUUGUCAAGAUUGCUGACAAGGUCAUCUCUGUUCCUGAAGGAGACUUCUUCUUCGACUUUGUGAGGCACCUCACAGACUGGAUCAAGAAAGCUCGACCAUCUAGAGAUGGCACAACGCCUCACUUCACCUACCAAGUGUUCUUCAUGAAGAAGCUGUGGACCAACACAGUGCCUGGGAAGGACCGUAAUGCAGACAUAAUCUUCCACUUCCAUCAGGAGCUGCCCAAGCUCUUACGAGGGUACCAUCGGUGCACAAAGGACGAGGCAGCCAGGCUGGCGGCACUGGUGUACCGCGUUCGCUUUGCCGAGAGUAAACAGGAGCUUGCCCUCAUCCCGAACAUGCUGAGGGACCUCAUACCUGCAGAUCUUGCUAAAGCUCAAAGUACGAAUGAAUGGAAAAGACUUAUUGUACAGCACUAUAAUAAUGAUUCAGGUAUGAGCCCAGAGGAAGCUAAGAUCGCCUUUUUGAAGGUUAUAUUCCGAUGGCCCACUUUUGGUUCCGCCUUCUUUGAGGUGAAGCAAACCACAGACCCCAACUACCCUGAACACCUCCUCAUCGCCAUCAACAAACAGGGCGUGUCUCUCAUCCAUCCAGUCUCCAAGGAAAUCCUCGUCACCAACCCCUUCACCAGGAUCAGUAACUGGUCGUCUGGGAACACCUACUUCCACAUGACUAUCGGUAACCUGGUGAGGGGCACCAAGCUUCUGUGUGAGACUUCCCUGGGCUACAAGAUGGACGACUUGCUCACUUCCUACAUCUCACUCAUGCUCACCAACAUGAACAAGCAGAAAACCCUUAGACUAAAGUAAUGAUGCAUUAGUAACAAUAUCAAUCCAUGUAACAGAUAUAUGGGAAUGUCAUUUGUAUCAAAACUGUAGCAUUAAAAAUUAUUAGCUAUUUCCAGUUUGUGGUUUCUGUGAUGUGAGGAAUAAGCACAAAAUGCUACUUAAGAAUUCUUUAAACCCACUUCUGACUCCUAGUGUAAUCCUCUACAUAGUACACGCAGUACAAGCUCAACAAGCUCAAACUAUUUUUUUACCCGACGUGAUUAGAGUAAACGCUGUAAUCCAUAUUUCCUUAUAAGAACAGCUUAGUAAAAUUUGAUUACUUUCCAAUAUCUAGUCUUCACAAAAGUGAUUGCCACUCCAUCACAUUUUCAUUUUUUCAUGUUUACCAGAGAAAAAAAUAGGCAGUGUUAUUUAGAAGCAAAACUUGAAGGAAGGACUUGGACCAAACCAUCAAAAUAUGUAUAAUAAUGAGCCACUGCUGCAGCCUGCAUUUUACAUAAGUGGAUAACAGUACUUAACAAUGGUAGUACUUAAUCCCUUCACAUACCUGCCAUCUGUUGCUUUAAACAAAAAUGGUUAUAUAAAAAUAAUGUACCAAAACAGUAGCAAUGCUCAUCCUAAAGUUGAAAUUUGGUUUGGUCUGCAUCCCAUCUAUCUUUUCAAAUCCAACUUCUUCCACAAACCAUUUAAAUGCAGGUGCACUUAUUUUGGGGGGAGGGAGGGAAGGAAGGGGCUGUAAUAAGAUUUUUACACACCAUCAAGUGGGCUACGAAUGGUUAAAAAUGGAAGUUUGGGGUUUUAUCAAAAGUUAGAAUGUUAGCAUCUAGGGACCAACCUGUAGGGCCAACACCAGAUACGUUACCAGUCAUAGAGUGCAUCUAACCCCACUGCCUAUCUUGAAUAUAUUGAUAGCUUUAAUUCAUCUUCUUUCUUAUAUGAGGUGUCGAGAGCCAAAGGGGCAUCGGUCUCAUUUUUAUGGUUUUGAGUUUUGGGUAGUGACGUACAGGCGUAACCCUCGUCUAUUGUACGCUAUACAUAGCCAAGGGAAAAUUGACCGCCUAGGGAGUCUACUGAAGGAUCAAAAUGCAAAUAAAAUGAUAAAAACCAAGGUGGGAAGGGGGGGGGCAUCCUUGUCAUUUUUAUAAGUUGAGAACUGGGUAGUAUCGUACUGGCAUAACCCUCGUCUAUCCAACAGUACAGGUAGCCAAGGGAAAAUCAGCCAUCUAGAGAGUGUGCUGAAGGACCAAAAAGCAAUAAAAACAUUAGUCCUGCUCAUCUCGAAACUCACUUUUGGUACAGACGCUCCUUUGGUUCCAGACCCCUCACAUUCUCUUCCACCAAAUAGGUCACAGGGCUUGUCAAAGUGGUCACAGAUAUACCUUUGCAACACAACCUGAAGGGACACGUCAUGAGUGAGCUUGCUGGAACGAAUGAUACAUGUGAACUCUUAUGACUAAUCAAUGUUGUUUGUUGGGUAAUUUUACGACUGUACACAAACUGUUUUUAACUGAAGAUUUAUAUGGUUGUAUAUUUCACUACUUUAAGGGUAAACAAUGUGAUUCUCUGUACCAUACAUUCUCCUUUACUUCCUCAAAUCAAUAAUGUAUUUUAGGUGUUUUGUAAUUAGCCUCAGUUUCCUGAUAUUUGUUAAAGGCUUUUUUUUUAUCCAUCACAGUGAACUUGUAUAUUUCUCUCUCCAGAAGUAUGCUUUGAGCUACUAAGUAUUUGUACUGAUCUCUUCCACUACAUGAUAGUUUAAAUAUCUCAAAAUCAACACUAUGUAUCUUAAAUUUAGUUCCAUGGCUAUGAUUAUAUGUAUAUAUAUGAA
Molecule: messenger RNA, 8945 nt
Organism: Eriocheir sinensis (Chinese mitten crab)
Lineage: Eukaryota; Metazoa; Arthropoda; Malacostraca; Decapoda; Varunidae
Gene: ck
Product: myosin-VIIa-like
Exons: 38
Coding region: 155-7138 (2327 amino acids)
Cellular component (GO): cytoskeleton; myosin complex
Molecular function (GO): cytoskeletal motor activity; ATP binding; protein binding
Source: RefSeq, a predicted model, not a curated record